Centropristis striata (black sea bass) is the source of this 1317-nucleotide messenger RNA. It is a transcript of the gene noxred1, whose product is annotated as NADP-dependent oxidoreductase domain containing 1. The transcript has 6 exons. Gene Ontology annotation, molecular function: pyrroline-5-carboxylate reductase activity. The coding region runs from base 45 to 1052 and encodes 335 amino acids. NCBI's taxonomy places the organism in Eukaryota, Metazoa, Chordata, Actinopteri, Perciformes, Serranidae. The record is from RefSeq and is a predicted model, not a curated record. Gene Ontology annotation, biological process: L-proline biosynthetic process.
GUUGUAAAGCUUGUUUUCUUUUUUAGCUGUGUAACUUUGAGGCGAUGGCGGAUGUAGUUGGUGAUUUGAGCAGUUUUUCUUUUGAGACUGGACUGACGGACGAUGAGAAAAAGUUGCUUUACCUCCGUGCACGCUCGGCAGGACUGACGUUUUGCGGGUGCGCGCACGCAGCUUUCCUGUGUAAACUGGUCCACUCGCUGAGAAGCCAAACUGCAAACAGAGACUCAGUGGCAUCAGGGGAAGAUGGUGACCUCUGUGUUGGGAUACUUGGGUUGGGUCACAUGGGGAAACAGUUGCUCCUCUCCCUUCUUGAAAAAUCCGGCAUCAAACCAUCACAUAUUAAGAUCUCAAGUAGAAGACCAGAAUCUGCAGUGAAAUGUAUCCCGGCAGGAGUUGAGUGUUUCUUUGACAAUCGCAGACUAGCAGCGUGGGCAGACGUCCUGUUUCUCUGCUGUCUGCCCUCUCACCUCCCUAAAGUCUGUGCUGAUCUCCGCUCUCACCUGGCAAAACGCUGCCUUGUGUACAGCUUCACCUCGGGUGUGCCCGUCUCCAGACUGGCACAGCUACUUGGACACAACUUUAUUGUCAAACCACAGUAUGACUUUAUCGAUGGUGACAGUGCGGAUGUGUGGCUGUCCUGCACUCAUCUGACCACAGCGCUUACAGACCCUUUGCUGAUAGAGGCAUCAUGUCCUCUUACAAAGAGCGGUGGCAUUUUUCUGGGUCUGAACUGGGUAUGUGCAGUGUUGUACAGCCUGCUUAACAUCUGCACCUCUGCCAGUCUGGGAUCCAGCGAUACUCUCUCUCUUAUCAACAGCCUCCUUAAAGACAAAUGGCAACACACUGCAGAAUUAAACACACGCAGUUUCAUCAGUGCCUCUUGUGCAUCUUCCCUUCAUACAGAUGAACCAUUUCCCUGGAUUUCUCUUGCUGAUGCCCAGACCAGGGACACACCACUGCUGUGCUUUCUGUCAAGCAGUGAAUCUAUGCAACAGUGCAUCUCUGCAGCAUACAAAUCACUGCUACAGACACCAGCAAAAAAGACUCUCUAAUGUAAAACAUAACUGUAUUAGGAAUGCAACAAGUGACUAUUUUCAUUAUCAAUGAAUCUGCUGAAUAUUUUCUUGAUCCAUGUAUUCCCCUGUUACUCAAAAUGAUAAUUUAUUUAAAGUGUAUCAGGUUACAUUUCAUUAUCUAUGCCUCAAUAGUAUGUUUUUUGUAUCUGCAGAUAUUGUUUUUAAUAUUUCUGUGCAUGGUAUAAAACAAUACAUUUUACAAUGUUAAACAAGUAGCAAUAGUCUUCGUAUGUUGUAAUAU